Serpula lacrymans var. lacrymans S7.9 is the source of this 612-nucleotide messenger RNA. RefSeq lists its product as uncharacterized. Lineage: Eukaryota; Fungi; Basidiomycota; Agaricomycetes; Boletales; Serpulaceae. Bases 1 to 612 code for a protein of 203 amino acids. The record is from RefSeq and is a predicted model, not a curated record. The transcript is spliced from 2 exons.
AUGGUUGUUGUUCAACCAGAUAAGUACACGAACUGGAAUCUAUUGGAUGAAGACAAUCCCUUUGCGGCGUUUCACAGAAAGUUUUGGGGUAAGGAUAUGUCGUUUGACGGUCAAUCAGAACGUGGAGCAGAUAAAUACGUUGUGGAGGAGAUGAACGAAGCUCAGCUCGUUGAAGGUUGCCAUGUCAUUCAUGUCGACAUUGACGCGCUGUGCACCAAACUCUGGGUCCGCGCUGAAUAUCUGCGUGUAUAUGAAUAUCUUCAGGCGGUGUAUAAUGGGCGAAAGAAACACGAAAGUGGCCUCACUGUUGUUCUGACAGGGCAACCAGGAAUCGAACUGCAUCACAUGAACCCCCCUCUAAAUCGGGGCUAUGUGGACGAGAUUUUUUAUCGCUACGGUCCGACCCCUCGUCUUUGCAUCAAAUUUAUCAUAAACCCUGAGAGUCUUGAAGAUUAUGACCUCACUCUCGAAGAGUCAUUCGAUACCAUCAAAAUGGACAGUCCGGCUGGGCUCAUUGACGGGGCCAGGGUCUUAAGGAUGGAUUCCCUUUCACACAAAAUAUGUCUAGUUCACCGUGUCGAUUGGAACAAUGUGCGAGAACUGACUAUGUGA